AUCACCACGUAUCUCAUUCCUCUCUCUCUGUUGUUUCCCCACCUCACAGGCCCGAGAGCGAGCGCACGCCAGGAAAUUGGCCAAGGGAGGGCGUUGGUGGAGUUUUGGGAGCAGUUCCUCCCAGCGUCCGGAGCAUAUUCCACGCCGGGAUCCCCUCCCGUCUUCCCCACAUAAACGCAGCCCCGCCCCCCCUUCCCCCGGGGAGAUAGAGGGACGAGGGACGUAGGACAGCAUGUGUUCUUGACGGGGAGUCCAAUCCAAAAGGUUGAUCUAUAUUCUAUGGAUGCUUCUUCAUCUAGCAUCCCAUUUUGAGAUGGAAAUAGAAUCGUAACUUCAUGGAAUUCUAAUAAAAUAAUUGGGCUCAGGAUGAAGAUCUAGUGCCAUGCUGUCCUAGGUUACCUGGUUAGUUUUUAGGAUAGCAAAACAGUCUCAGAUAGUGGGGAGGAUAUUCAUCCAACUUUCUGCCAAUUCUCCUUGCAGAGAGAGUACUGUAAUUACACAGACCUGUAUUUUGUUUAGGACCAAGAUAAGCUUAGUAGUCAUUAGUCAAACAGUACUGGAACAGUUGUUGCUGUCGUGAAAUACUUGUGUCAAGCAGUUCAACAGUCGACCAGCCUUUCUAGAUAAUUGUGCUUUCCUAAAGUGCCAUGGAGACUUCUGUAUCUCCGCCAGGCUCGUCAAAGCAAGCUGCUGUUCGCAGACCUUGUCCUGGAAGCUCUUUUAAGGAUCUGUGUUUUGUUUCAAAACAAGGGUCAAUAACUGAAGUUGAAUCUGCUUUGGCCUUGUUGAAAAAGAGUGGUGGAAGUGUGGACGGUAGAAAUGCAUUUGGCCUUAGUGCGCUACACCUUGCAACAUGGAGAAAUCACCUUCCAAUCGUGAGGAGGCUCCUAGAUGCUGGUGCUGAUCCAGAUGCAAGGGAUGGAGAAUCUGGCUGGAGCAGUCUCCACAGAGCACUUCACUUUGGCCACUUGUGUAUUGCUGGUGUUCUUCUGCAGUUUGGUGCAUCCCUCAAUUUGGAAGACACCAAGGGUCGCACACCUAUUGAUCUUCUCUCUGGUCCUGUAUCACAGGCCAAUGGGGAUUCUCAGGAUUCAGUUGCAACGGAAGUCUUCAGUUGGGGAAGUGGAACAAACUAUCAGCUGGGAACUGGCAAUGCCCACAUACAAAAACUACCAUGCAAGGUAGAAGCAUUGCAUGGGUCAUACAUCAAAACUGUUGCUGCAUCAAAGUUCCAUAGUGUAGCAGUUAGUUCUGAUGGUGAAUUGUACACAUGGGGAUUUGGUCGAGGUGGUCGUCUUGGUCAUCCGGAUAUUCAGAGUGGCCAGACGACGGCUGUGAUUACCCCUCGCCAAGUGACAGUAGGACUAGGCCGUAAACAAGUGAAUGUUGUGGCUGCAGCCAAACAUCAUACGGUGAUUGCUACAGAGGCUGGGGAAUUGUUUACCUGGGGAUCAAACAGAGAGGGUCAGCUUGGUUACCCUUCUGUUGACACCCAAGCAACACCAAGGCGUGUUAGUUCGCUUAAACAAAGGAUAAUUUCUGUAGCUGCUGCAAACAAGCACUCAGCUGCGGUCGCUGACACUGGUGAAGUGUUCACCUGGGGUUGCAAUAAGGAGGGCCAGCUAGGCUAUGGCACUUCAAACUCAGCAUCCAAUUGCAUUCCAAGAAUGGUAGAGUAUUUGAAAGGAAAAGUAUUGAAAGGUGUAUCUGCAGCAAAAUAUCAUACACUAGUGUUAGGGGCUGAUAGUGAAGUGUUCACUUGGGGGCAUCGCCUUGUGACCCCUCGCCGUGUUGUAAUAGCUAGAUGUCUUAAAAAGGGUGGAAAUACAAGCGUGAAGUUCCAUCGUAUGCAGCGACUUCAUGUGAUCUCAGUGGCUGCUGGAGUGAUGCACAGUACUGCUCUAACAGCUGAUGGUGCUAUUUUCAGCUGGGUUUCGUCAGAUCCUGAUUUAAGAUGCCAACAGGUAUUCUCAAUGUGUGGGAGGAAUGUUGUAAGCAUCUCGGCGGGAAAGUACUGGACUGCACUAGCUACGUCAACUGGUGAUGUGUUUAUGUUGGACGCAAAGAAACCACGCAAGGAUGAGACUCGAAUGUUUACUCGAGUGAAUGGUGUUAAGCGAGCAUCGUCAGUUUGUGUUGGUGAAACCCAUAUGCUUGUUCUUUCUAGUAUUUAUCAUCCCGAGUAUCCUCCCAAAACUAAAACUCAAGGCAAAAAGCCAUCGUUAGAAUGGAGCAGUGCGAUGGAAGAGCUCGAUGAAGACAUUCUUUUUAAUGAUGUCCAGCCUGAAACUGACCUAUCUGGAAGCAGCAGUGAAAUGAGUAGAGGCAUACCCAGUCUGAAAAGCCUAUGUGAGAAAGUUGCAAUUCAGCAUAUAUUGGAACCAAAGAAUGCUAUACAACUUCUUGAAGUUGCCGAUUCCUUGGAAGCCAAGGAGCUCAAGAAGCACUGUGAGGAUACAGCUGUUCGCAACCUUGAUUACAUUUUCACUGUGGCAGCCCCUUCAAUUAUGAAUGCUUCUCCUGAAAUUCUUGCAAACUUAGAGAGAUUACUGGACGAAAAAUCCUCAGAGCCCUGGAGUCACCGCCGUCUUCCUACAAUGACGGCUACUUAUCCUGCUGUCGUUGAUAGUGAUGGAGAGGGAGAUGACGCAGGAGGGUUCUCUAGGCUCAGGGACAGUCAGAAGCCUGCAUCAAAAUCAUAUGGAACGUCAAGUUAUGGUACCUUCUUUCAGAAAGAAAGCAAUGCUGAACAAGCUGUCUCUAAGCAGAUUAGGGCACUUCGCAAGAAACUGCAGCAGAUUGAAAUGCUUGAGGCUAAACAACUGGAUGGUCAUCAGCUUGAUGAUCAACAGCUGGCAAAGCUUGAGUCUAGGGUCGCCCUUGAAAGUGAACUUGCAGAGCUUGGCUUUCCAUCAGACGCAUUUUCAAUACCUUUGCUUAAUCUUCCAGAAGGAAGGGCAAACAAAAAACCUGAGGGAUCUAAGAAACAGAGGAAGAACAGCAAGCAGGCAGCACAAUCUGAUAUCCCCCCUAUAAAACAUGAGGCCAAGGAGCAAAACCAUAUUAAGGAGCUUCCAGAUGUCUUACCAAUCCGUGGUUCUUCAGAAAAGGAAGCAAGCGCUACUGGGCCAAUGAAAACAUCGGAGGAUGUCACUUUAAAUAGCACAAAAACCAUCUCUUGUACAUCAGGGAACAAAGCUUCCCGGCCAACUUCAUCAAAGAAGAAGAAUAAGAAAGGUGGCUUGUCAUUGUUUCUGAGUGGUGCUCUUGAUGACACCCCAAAACCAAGCCCGCCUAUCCCUGUUGUGCCUGUCAUACCAAAACAGGAAGGUCCUGCCUGGGGUGGUGCUAAGAUAACAAAAGGACCUGCUUCCCUUCGUGAUAUUCAAAGCGAGCAGAAGUCAAAAACAAACGAGCUGAUCACAACCAAGGGAAAAGACCGCCAUGGGGAUUCACCUGACAGUGCUGGGCGUAUGCGGCUUUCCUCAUUCAUGCCAGAUACGUGUUCAAGUCCUAUAUCUGUUACGUCUGCUCGUGCUGUUCCUGCUCAUGAUGGGGAUAAGAGCACACCACCUUGGUCUUCUUCAGCUACCUCCCCCAAUGUAUCACGGCCUUCACUCAGGGACAUACAGACGCAGCAGGAGAAACGGCACCAUGGCAUCAUUUCCCAGAGUCCAAAAACCCGGACAUCAGGCUUCGCCAUACCAUCCCAGAGUGCAGCACCAGAGGUCUCUUGCGUGAAGGACAACAACGUUCCCAGCCGCUGGUUCAAACCAGAGAUCGAUGCUCCGUCCUCCAUCCGCUCGAUCCAGAUUGAGGAGCAAGCGAUGAAGGACUUCAAGCGCUUCUACACCAGCGUGAGGAUCAUGAAACCGCAGGUCUAGCGAUGAACCGCUGCCGCCUCAAACUCCGAAGAGCUACUGAUCUUGUUUAGGCUCACCCUACCCAAUGUACAUUCAAGUGUACAGUCAGUUCCUGUUAACUGUAGGCCCCUUCCAUCGAAUAAACUCUGAAAGCCUGUGCUGUUGUUUAUCGCAGAAAUGGACUCAUCUAGCUAUGAGACCACCCUGCUUUGUGUAACUUCUACUAAUGGUCAUAAACUGGUGCUGAUGUGCAAUCAGGCUGCCAGUUGGCACUUGCCGUUUCAUUUAUUUGAAGCCUUUUUACCUGGGUUA
Molecule: messenger RNA, 4175 nt
Organism: Brachypodium distachyon (stiff brome)
Lineage: Eukaryota; Viridiplantae; Streptophyta; Magnoliopsida; Poales; Poaceae
Exons: 12
Coding region: 648-3884 (1078 amino acids)
Molecular function (GO): protein binding
Source: RefSeq, a predicted model, not a curated record